UUGCGCAAUUACGCGCGUGCGCGGAGGGAUCGCCGUUGGGGCAGCAGCGGGUACGAGCUUCGGUUGCGCUGAGGGUCGAGCAGCGUCACGCGGGUCAGGCUCUCUCCACCUCCUCCCUCCUCCGGGGACUCUGCGCCGCCGCCGCGCCGGCAGCAGCAUUAUUUUGGAAUGGCAGACUCGACAAGAAAUGGCCCUCAGGGCGGUAUCUUGCAAUACAUGAUGGGUAACAAACUGGAGGCUGCCAUGUGGCUUUCUCGGAUUUUCACAAUUUAUUGUUCCAUCUUGUUCAUAUUUCCUUUUAUGGGGUUAUAUGAAGCAGCCAGUUUUUACCAACGUGCUUUGCUGGCAAAUGCCCUUACGAGUGCACUUCGAUUGCAUCAACGUUUACCUCACUUCCAAUUGAGCCGUGCUUUUCUGAAUCAGGCCCUGCUAGAGGACAGCUGCCACUAUCUCCUUUUCUCAUUAAUCUUUGUCAACUCUUAUCCAGUUACAAUGAGUAUUUUUCCUGUGUUUCUAUUUUCUCUGUUACAUGCUACAGCCUAUACAAAGAAAAUUUUGGAUAUCCUGGGUUCAGGCAGUUUGGCUUUUUUGAGGAACAUGUUGGAUAAAAUUUCAGCCAAUCAGCAGAAUAUUUUGAAGUUUAUUGCUUGCAAUGAAAUUUUUCUGAUGCCAGCCACAGUCUUCAUGCUCUUAAGCGGCCAAGGAAGUUUGUUACAGCCUUUCAUUUACUACAGAUUUCUUGCACUCCGAUACUCUUCUCACAGAAACCCCUAUUGCCGAACUCUCUUUUCAGAACUGAAAUUACUGUUGGAACAUUUAAUCAUGAAACCUGUCUGCCCUGGAUUUUUGCGAAAUAUGUGUCUUAAUUGCAUUUCCUUUGUAAGUCGAUUGGCUCCCACCGCAAAUUGACGUGAAAACAAUGCAUCCUCUGUGAAAGAUAAAUAAACAUACUGAGCAACUGAUUAAUGUUACAGGCUGUCAGCCUAGAUAUAUUCCAAAUGCUUGUUUUUUUUUUAGAAUCCCAUUCAUAUGAGAUUUUAUCUUUGAACAAAAUUUGUUAAACUCAAUUUCAAUUUUUGGUUAAAUUAUCUAAUUGAAAUGGUUGGCUAAGGUAUUGAAAAACUAGGAUGUUCGUAUGGAUUUUAAUUUUUAACUGAUGUAAUAAUGGUGAAAUAAAUGUUUACUUUUAGUUAUUAGAGGGAAAAUGGAAAAAUGGCACUGAAGGUAAUUGGUCUUGAUGUGCACUUGUUUGAAUGUUCACGAUCUUAGAUUUUGUUGUCUGUACCCAAAACUUUGUAUUUUGAUUAAUAUAUAGGGUAUCCAAUUCAUUAAAUGGAUAGAUUACACGUCAGACACUGCAUCCUGAAGUGUUAUGUGAAAUCAAACACAAAUAAAAUGUCAUUGUUUGUCCGUUUACACUGUAAAAUGUCUGUUUCCCACUCAAUCAGAAUACCCAAUGAAUAAGUUUAUUAGAAAAAUGUUGAGGCGGCUCAAAUUAAUCAGACUGCAUUUAAAUGGAGGUAAAUAUUAGCUCCAAUAAGGAUAAACCUCAAUGUGGCAGAAAAGAUAUUUAAUGCUCACUGGGAUAUGAGCAUUUCUUAAAUGUGUUUCACACUGCAUAAAAGGAUCUAAUGUCGAUUUUAUAACAGGUUUUCGAUAUUUGAAUGAUGUAUAUUUAAGGCAUGUAACUAUUACCAGCAAUUUGCACUGAAAUAAUUGCAUUCUAGUUGUCAAAAUUUAAUCCUUUCUACGAGAACCUGUAUUGGUACAGAAUGUUCACAAUAAUGAAAUACAAGCUAAAUUAGCUAGAAAAUUAAAAAAAUAUGUUUUUUUAAGAUGUGUUUAAAAAUUCAUACAUAGCAAAUCAAAUAUUUAUGUAACCAAUUUCCCAUUCCAACCAAUGCAAGACAGACUGAUGCUGUUAUGUAGUGUUGGUGUUUUUUUUUUUGUUUCUGUUCUGUCAACCAAGAUGUGGUAUGUAUUGGGAAUUUUAUUGACUGAAGUUCCUGUACCUAAUAAAGCAUAACAUUGAAAUGGC
This is a messenger RNA of Leucoraja erinaceus (little skate), 2038 nucleotides long. It is a transcript of the gene tmem33, whose product is annotated as transmembrane protein 33. The record is from RefSeq and is a predicted model, not a curated record. Gene Ontology annotation, biological process: membrane organization; endoplasmic reticulum tubular network organization. Bases 169 to 909 code for a protein of 246 amino acids. Gene Ontology annotation, cellular component: membrane; endoplasmic reticulum. NCBI's taxonomy places the organism in Eukaryota, Metazoa, Chordata, Chondrichthyes, Rajiformes, Rajidae. The transcript is spliced from 8 exons.